This is a messenger RNA of Ambispora gerdemannii, 672 nucleotides long. The record is from the annotation of a GenBank genome assembly. NCBI's taxonomy places the organism in Eukaryota, Fungi, Glomeromycota, Glomeromycetes, Archaeosporales, Ambisporaceae.
AUGUUUAACCUUUUGAUCCUCUUCCCGGUUGACAUUGCCGAAAAAAACAUCACUGAUAAUCUUGAAAUCUCUAUUGACAAUUUCACUAUUGGGUAUCUCAAGAAACUUAUAUGGCGUAAUAAGCAGGAUUCCUUCGAAAAAGUUGAACCCCGCUAUGGAAGAUUGAAGAUCUCAGCGAAGAAAAUGAGAAGUGGGGAAUACUUGAAAAGAAGUCUCAUACUGAAAUUGACAGUAAACAAGAAUUCGGAGGUAAGAAUUCGUUCUCAACUAAGAAAGUUUAGAGAGGUUUUUCUAGAUAAUCUUCAGAUGAUAGCAUCUAUAUCGUUUGUACAACUGACUGCCAUCACUGGUUCCUCCCUACUCUGGCAAAACAUCAACGGCCAACUUACAAAGUAUCACUUGGUUAGCUCUUCAGAAUAUUCGAAGCACAGAGUGAUAAGAGUUUCAAUGCUUUGGGGAUCGGCUGUGGAAGUGAAUUGCAGUUGGGAGACGUUUGGAGAGUUAUGGAAGAGGAUUAUCGGUAUAAGUUGGAUUGAAUGUAGGGAUAUAAGUACGAAUGUAUCAUGGAAAACUGUCAAGAGAUGUCUUCAAGAAAUGCCAAACAUCUAUAUUAUUCUGUUUGGACCUACAGAUAUCAUGGUGCCAAAUCUGCAGGACUUUCGACUCUUUUGA